AGUUAUUUGUGAAUUAAACUGUUUAUUUAAAUAUUCUCACCAAUAAAUCGUGCCAUUAUUUAAAAGUGUAGUUAAUUUGAUUAUAUUGUGAUGUCGUAUUUAUUUAAUAGGUUAUGUAUUAUAAACUGAACUGACGAUGAACCAUUGAUUUUAUAUCGAAAUAUGUAUGAAAAAUAUAGAAUUAAGAAUGCGAAUACAUAGAAAAAUGAUAUUAUUAUGUUAUUUUGCGUUCUUUUUUAUAUUUUUACCUAGUUGUUACUAUAUAAUGACUAAAUUAAGUAACAUCGGUGAUAAAGUUAAGAAACCAUCAGCAUUAAAACAUGAAUCGAAAGUGAAUCAACUUGAAGAAUUAAUUAAAAGUAAUGUUCGAAAUUUAUCGGUUCAAUAUAAAAUAACAAGUACGGAAGCAAAUGAGUUAUUAGAUGAAUUUAUAAAUAAUUUAAACGAUACUAAGUCUAUACAAGAUUAUAGAAGUGUUUGGAAUCAAAUUAAAAAUGGUAUACGUGAAAAUACUUUAUUUAGUUCGAAUUGUAAUUAUUUGGGUACGGCAUUAAAUGCUUUAUCCACAGCCAAAAUUAUAGCUGCUGAUGUUGAUUCUAGAGGCACACAAUUAAAGCUAUUAUUAACUUUAGAGGGUGAAGCAAAUGCAGUAUUUAAACCACAAUGGUAUCCAAUUGAUAAAAUAAUUAGUGGACCAGUGUAUGCAGGAAAAGAUCGAUUUAAUGCAGAAAUAUUUGCAUUCUUUUUAAGUGGCCUCUUAGAUUUUAGAAUAGUACCAUUCACCGUUGAACGUAUUAUUAAUUUAGAAAAAGAUAUUUAUCCGGUUGCAACAGAACGUUUACGUAAUACAAUUGUUAAACGUGACAACAAUAUAUGGUGUGUUUAUGGUGUAUGUCAUUAUUGUAAACCAAGUGAAUUAGCUUGUAGUCAAACUAAUAAACAUUUCAAUGAUUUGAUUGGUGUGAGGGGUGCUUUAAUUUAUCAUAUUCCAAAGAAAUUAAAAUUACAUCGUUCACCGUGGCAACGUAAAUAUAAAGGAAAUCAACCAAUGCGAUGGCAAUAUCAAAAUGAUUAUUGUGAAAAUACGGUAAAGAAAAAAUUAACGACAAAUGAAAUAUUGGAUUUAAUUGAUGCAUCCAUCUUUGAUUUUUUGAUACAAAAUGGUGAUAGACAUCAUUAUGAAACAUUAAAUAAUAAAAUAGUUUUAUUGGAUAAUGGCAAAGGUUUGGGAAACCCUUUAAUUCAUCAUUUGGAUAUUUUAGCACCAUUGUAUCAAUGUUGCAUUAUUCGAAUGAAAACAUGGAUGAGACUUUUAGCAAUGACUGGCAAUAAUUUUCGAAAAUAUUUAAAUGAAUUUGUAAAAUUGAAUAAAGAAAUGAUAACUGAACUUCAUUUAAAUGCAAUCGAAGAACGUUUAUUAAUUAUUUAUAGUGCUGUAGAAUUAUGUAUUAUGCGAUUUCCAAAACAAAACAUUUAUAUUGAAUAA
Molecule: messenger RNA, 1486 nt
Organism: Chrysoperla carnea
Lineage: Eukaryota; Metazoa; Arthropoda; Insecta; Neuroptera; Chrysopidae
Product: glycosaminoglycan xylosylkinase homolog
Exons: 4
Coding region: 167-1486 (439 amino acids)
Biological process (GO): protein phosphorylation
Cellular component (GO): Golgi apparatus
Molecular function (GO): phosphotransferase activity, alcohol group as acceptor
Source: RefSeq, a predicted model, not a curated record